Molecule: messenger RNA, 1899 nt
Organism: Fusarium sp. VM40
Lineage: Eukaryota; Fungi; Ascomycota; Sordariomycetes; Hypocreales; Nectriaceae
Source: the annotation of a GenBank genome assembly
AUGUUGCGAACUUCGCUUCAGUCUGUGAGGGCAUUUGGUGGCAGGCCCAUUGUGGCCGCUGCUGCCCGCCAAUGGCCCAUUGCGGCUACACGGCAAGCCUCCCUUGCUGGCCAGCGAUUUUACUCUAUCGAUAAAAAGCCCGAGCUUGAUCCUGCUAAGCAACCUAUACUGCCUCCUUCCCAGACUAUUACCUCCGAGAGAAUCCGCGAGACAACCAUCGACGAUGUUGGCGAGACCAAGGCUGCUCUGGCAGACGUUCCCAGGACACCUCCUCCCCCUCCUCCGAUGCCUGUAAAGAAGAAGAAGGGCUUCUUCCGAAGGUUGAGGAAUUUCGUCUUCAGUCUCCUUGUUCUUGGCGUUGUCGGCUUCGCUGGAGGUGUUUGGUACUCUCGCGUGAGCGACAACUUUCAUGAUUUCUUCACCGAAUACGUCCCCUUCGGCGAGCAGGCUGUUCUUUACCUCGAGGAGAUGGAAUACAAGAAGCGAUUCCCCAACACCGCUGGACGAUCCAAGACCCAAGCUACCGACGAUGCUGUCCGAGUUCCUGCCCAGAGUGGCGCUUCUUGGAGGGUUGCAGAGGCCGAACGUCACUCAAGCGCUGGCCCUGUUUCUGCUGCUAAGAAGACCGCGGAGGCUGUCAAGACUAAGGUUAAGGCGAAGGCCGCGCCCGCUGUCGAGGCCAAACCUGUUGAGGUGGUUAAGGAAACUGCUCCUACCUCUAAGUCCAAUUCCGGAUUUAAGGCUCCUGAGGUUAACGAGCCUUCUAAGAUGCCUCCUCUGAAGCCAAUUGACCUUCUUUCUCUCGAAGAUGCCAAAGAGCCUGUUAUCCAAGAUCUUGUCCACAUGGUCAACGACCUUAUCCUAGUUAUCAACGCAGACAAUGCUCACGGCAAGUAUGGUACCUCUGUCGACAAAGCCAAGAGCGAGAUCGCCAAGGUCGGAGGCAAGCUUAAGGCCAUGAAGGGCGAGUUCGAUAAGAAGGCUGCCAAGCAAGUCAGAGAAAAGAUUCAGGAGUUUGACAAGGCUGCUACAGACCUUAUUGACCGUGUGGAGAACACCAUGAUCAGCCAGGAGAACCAAUGGCAACAAGAUUUUGAGAGCGAGAUGAAGAAGGUCCGAGAGAACUACGAGAACCGAGUUAACGUCCUGCUCGAGCGUGAGCAGAAGGUUAACGAGGAGAAGCUUCAGAACCAGCUCGCUCAGCAGGCUCUGGUCCUCAAGAAGGAGUUCACCAAGGAUGUUGAGAAGCAAGUUGAGCAGGAGCGUGAGAGCCGACUUGGCAAGCUGAAUGCCCUGUCCUCUGCUGUAUCCGACCUCGAGAAGCUUACCACUGGCUGGAACGACGUUAUCGACACAAAUCUUAAGACCCAACAGCUACACGUCGCCGUUGAGGCGGUCCGAGCCAGCCUUGAGGAUGAUCAUCACCCCCGCCCCUUUAUCCGUGAGCUUGUUGCUCUCCGAGAAAUCGCCUCCGACGACCCCGUUGUCAACGCUGCUAUCGCCUCCAUUAACCCCACUGCUUACCAACGUGGCAUUUCUACCUCUUCCCAGCUGAUUGACCGUUUCCGCCGUGUUGCCAACGAGGUCCGAAAGGCUUCGCUUCUACCUGAUGAGGCUGGUGUUGCCAGCCACGCUUCCAGCUGGGUUCUCAGCCAUGUGAUGUUCAAGAAGCAAGGUCUUGCUGAUGGUAACGACGUGGAGAGUGUCCUUACCCGAACCCAGACAUACCUAGAGGAGGGCGACUUGGACUCUGCGGCGCGAGAGAUUAACGGUCUCGAUGGAUGGGCCAAGACUUUGAGCAAGGAUUGGUUGGGCGAGGUUCGCAAGGUGUUGGAGGUUCAGCAGGCUCUUGACGUGAUCGCUACAGAAGCGCGUCUUCAGAGCCUUCGUGUGGAUUAA